AUGAAAAUCAAGUUAAAGUAUUACGAUGAUUGGGGAGAAGAAUAAAUUUGUAUCAUUAAGGUGCCUUCAAAAGGAACAGUGGAUGAUUUGUAGGCUGAAAUACAGAAGGUCACAUAAAUUGAGGUAUGUAAUCAAAAAUUGUAUUUAUUCACUAAAUCUCAAAUGAUGGAAAUUGAAAAGCACUCUUAUUUAAGUUCGAUUCAGUUCAGUCCAGAAUCGAUAGUAUUUGUCAAAAAUGUUGAUGAUUAAUUUAGCAUAAACUCUUCUUUUAAUUCUCAAAAAUAAUAAUAAUAAUUUAAGUCCUGCAAUUCAAAUAGUCUCGCUGCAGAUCUACAGAACACUUUGAAUGAUUCCUUUCGUAACUCCUUUAAGAAUAAUCAAUUUAAAUCGAGUACCAAUAUUAAUUAGCAUAAUGACAUUGAAAAAUUUUAUGAGUUUAUUCAGACCAAUAAUUUUUAGAAAGCAAAACACUUAUUAGAUAAUUAUGAUAAGAAUAAGACCCUGCUCCUAAAUGACCUAUCCGUAUUUGGAUGGUCAUCUCUACAUGUAGCCAUAGUAACUGGAUAUGAAAAGAUAGUCUUAUGGCUAUUAAGUGAAGGGGCUGAUGUGAAUUUAGAGACAAAUGAUGGAUGGAAUUGUCUCUCAUUGGCUGUUUGUCUAAAAUUAAAAUAAAUUGUAUUGUUUUUAAUUGGAUAACCAGAUAUCAACAUCAACAAAGCAAGCAAACAUGGAACUGCCUUGCAUUUGGCUGCCCAAAUAGACGAUGCUGACAUAACAAUGUCUCUGUUGCAACAUCCGAAUAUUGAUGUAAAUAUUCAAGAUAAGACUAAUAGAAGACCAAUUGAAAUUGCAGGUACACAAGUUAGAUAACUAUUAAAAUACGAAAAUGAAUUGAAGUUGAACACAGUCUAUAGAAACUCAUUUAUGAAGUCAAUGAAUGGAAUCAAUCUGGAGGAUUUGUAGAAAGAUACUUUUAUAAUAAACAAACCAACUAGGCCACCAAUUCUAACUGGAAAAGUAUUGAAGGUUAAUUAUUUCAAAUUGAUUAUGUAUCAAAGAUUUCUGAUUGCUGAUCCUGAUUCUGGAACACUGGUAAGAUUCAAAACUGAGAAAGACAUUCCAAAUAAUCCAAAUGAAGUAAUUGCAUUAGAUUAAAUAAAUGAGAUCAGAGUGGCAAAAGAUGAGUGGUUCUAGGAAGAUUAAUAUCAUUACUUAGAAAUCAAAUACUCAGGCAACCAUCUCUUUAUCGCAUUCAAAGAAACAAAUGCUGCUCGUAGAUGGUAUGAAGGUCUGAAGAAUUGUGUAGGAUAUGCUCGUUACAUCAACUAAAAUUUCCUAAUAAGAGGUUCUACUGAUGAAAUAAAGAAUGCCAGACGAGCUUACAAUUUAAUGUUACAGAAACCUAAUUAAAUUAUGAAUAUCUUAGAUUCACCAGCAAUCGAAUAAAAACGAUAUAUCUAAUAGCAAUAGAAAGCAAAAAAGGAAAAAUUUAAAUAAUCAUUAGCCAGUGUAAGUGAAGCAGAAUAUGAGAUCGAUCUUGUUGACGAAAAGGGAAGUUAAAAAAAAUUAAGUAAUAUUGGUUUAUCAAGCUUAUCAAGUUUUGAAUUGAUUGGUAAAGGCAGUUUUGGAAAGGUGUACAAGGCUAAAUACAAGAAUCUUUAUUGCGCUUUGAAAUAAUAAGAAAAGAGCAUGUUAAUCAAACAUGACUUUUUAAACUAUACACUUUUAGAACUUCAAAUUCUAAAAACCAUUAAGCAUCCUUUCAUUGUUCGUUUGUAUUUUGCUUUCUAAACAUAAAAUUACUUAUACUUGGCUACGGAACUGUGUCCUGCAGGUGACUUAGCUAGGUAUAUGACUAGGGGCAAGAUCUUGGAUGAAUAUACUGCCAAAUUCAUUGUUGCUCAAAUAGUAUUGGCUGUCGAAUAUCUUCACUCCAAAUCCAUUCUUUAUAGAGAUCUCAAACCAGAAAAUAUCUUGAUUGAUUCAGAAGGGUAUAUCAAACUUACAGAUUUUGGGUUAUGCAAACAAGGUCAUGUAGGCUAAGAGAUUAUUGCCAAAAGCUUCUGUGGCUCUCCAGCCUAUCUUCCACCUGAAUUGAUUGAAGGUAUUGGAUCAUCCAAAGCAACUGAUAUUUACUAAAUUGGAACUAUUUUAUUUGAAAUGCUUACUGGCUAUCCUCCGUAUUUUAACACCAAUAUUAAGACUUUAAUUGAAAAUAUCAAAUAUUAACCAUUAUAAAUUCCCAAAGGAAUUAGUGCUACAGCUGCAGACCUUUUAAGAUUAUUGCUUGUUAAAUCUCCUAAGGAAAGAUUAGCCUAAGUAGACCUUCAUAAAAUAAAGAAACAUUUGUUCUUUGCUGAGAUAGAUUGGACAAGACUGCAAGCUAAGUAAUAUAAGCCUCCAGGGUUAACACUUCGAAACAAUUGUAAUAACAGCAGAAACGGCUUUAAAUUCUUAGAAAAUAAAAAUGACCUUGAUGACAUAGAUUAUAAAGAUGGAUAGGAAAAGCUUAAUUUCAUUCAGAAUUGGAACAUUUCAUUCAUUUGA
Molecule: messenger RNA, 2547 nt
Organism: Paramecium tetraurelia
Lineage: Eukaryota; Ciliophora; Oligohymenophorea; Peniculida; Parameciidae
Exons: 8
Biological process (GO): protein phosphorylation
Molecular function (GO): protein serine/threonine kinase activity; ATP binding; protein binding
Source: RefSeq, a predicted model, not a curated record